AUGUAAAGGCUUUCCAAGAUUUAUUAGAGAGCUUAAAUUGGAUGUUGUAAGGUUGAUGAUGGGCUAUCUAUCGGGAUUAAUUCUGGUAUGACAUACAGAUCAUUGUUAUUUUUUUUAUAAUUAAUCAUAAUGUUAAAAAAAAAAAAUUUCCUCUAUGCAUCAAUUAUUGAUAUUAAUAUCAAGAUGCUGUUUAAGAAAGAAAGAUUAGGUAUGAAGCAAUUUAAUAUUAAAUAGAUUAAUAGAUCAAAAUUAGGUAUAAUUUUUCUUUUGAAAAUGCCAGAAUAAAAUGA
Molecule: messenger RNA, 290 nt
Organism: Paramecium octaurelia
Lineage: Eukaryota; Ciliophora; Oligohymenophorea; Peniculida; Parameciidae
Source: the annotation of a GenBank genome assembly